AUGUAUUGCUAUAUCACAAAAUGCUGUUGCAUUUGGUUGAUGAUCUCAUUGGCAUCGGGGCAAUCGAAUUAUGCAGAUCAAGCCAACAACAUAGAGUACCAAGGGGAUGGUUUGCCCGAACAAGGAAUCCUGGAUGGCAAAGUUACCAAACUAGACGACCUAAGUCCAGUGAUAUUUUUAAAUAGAACGAAGGCUGCUUUAAAUUGCGCGGCGGGAUCCAUGCAAAUAGAGCUCAAGUUCAACGACAAGUUUUAUGGGAUAGCGUAUGCUCAAUUCGACAGGAACUCUGCCUGCAGAGUCUAUGGAAAGGGAGAAUACAGCUACAAAUUGGAAUUGCCAUUAAAGGGUUGUGGAACUAAACAAAAUCCACAGCGAGUAUUUACCAACAACAUUAUCGUUAGAUUCCACCCAGGAUUAGAAAUUGACGGUGAUGAAAUUAUAACGAUUGUUUGCAGAUACCCACCGCCGAUUGUUCCACCACCGGCACCAUUACCUAGGAUUGUUCCAGAAGCACCAGUAGCAGCCGUAACUGCGCCCCUCAAGGGAUUCCAAAUUCUUCUGAUCAUUUGCGGUAUUCUGUUUCUGUCCCUGCUGUUGCUCGGUCUAGGAUGUUCCUAUUACUGCUUGAGGAGAAGAAGACCUGUUACAAUAUUCAGGCAACCGUUCUCGUCCGUGGGAACUGGUUCAGAAAUUACGAAAUUAUCGGGUAGUUCGCUGGGUAAUCUUUCAAUGUUCGAAGGCUUAAAAAUACCCCGAGCGAACGUUCCUCCCCUGAUGGCGGCCGGCAGUACGGCCAGCGAAGGCCCCCUAAUGAGCGAUAACCUCCCUUCAGAUUACCCUUCAGAAUCUCAUUCCGAAAUCGACGUAGACACUGGGUCGCUGCCCGUGUCGUCGGCGGGCUCCUAUGAAAAUCAAGCUUAUGUUCAAGAUACCUCGAGCAUCUACAGCGAGGGCUACGGGCACACGCAGGAGCAACAGAUACAGAACGCUGUGGCUAGCCCGACGAUGGUGCCCAGGCUGCCUCUUGCCGUUAAAGAGCAGCCCAAGUUCGACGUGCAGGUUAAGGUUAAAAAGAGCCCCCCGCCGCCUCCCAGUAUUUCCCUGUCAGACUCUGAGAGCACCAUGACCGAUAGGAAUCUGAGUACUAUCAUGGAACAGCAGGAGAGCAUCAGGUUUGUGAGAAGAUCUUUGGACUCACCUCCUGUUAACGAACGAACGCAUUUCACUUACGUACCGGAAUUACAUGCCCCACCAAAGCAUAUUCAACCCGCCCCCACAUAUAAUAAAAUUCUUCGAAGGCAAAUGGAAAUGCAGGAGGAAAGGUUAGUAGCCCCGACUCCACCGCCACCACCUCCGAUCAUACCGAAACGCGAACACAUCGUAGAAGAUAUACCAGACUCCUACGAACCACCGAUAGCUGCUUACCACAAGCCCGAAGUCACUUCACACGUUGUCGACGACGUAUUUUUGAAAACGAUAACCGAAAAGAAGACCAUCGAGGACAUCGAGAGACACAAGCGAUUGGUCACCGAAUACCACACCAGAUCGAAACCAGUCGAGGAUCAAAAAUGGGACGUCACCAUUAGAAAUUACCCGGUGGAAAUGCCAGAGCCUCCAGACUGGGAGAAUUUCUCCGACAUAUCAUCAGCAUCCGGACUGACCCUAACGCCCAAAUUAGAAAGGUCUUCUCUCAGUCUGCCUCCUCAGAACAUCAUCGUAGAUGAUAAAUUACCGCUGAAUGCGCCUGAAAUCGUGGCCAAUUUAGGCCAAUCUCCACAACCUAUAACUAGUAGAUACACAUCCGCCAUGGAAAUGCAAUCGCAAGAGGAGACGUACCUUUCGAUGUUCAACGUCCCCCCGCAGAACCCCGAGGUUCCCAACUGGAACGUCCUCAUUAGGGUAUUCCAGCCCACAGAAAACGAAGAGGGACCGGUUAUAGAAAGCGCCGAAACAUUUAACUCCCAACUAACUACAGCUGAUAAGAUAAAAUGGCGGCAAAUAAUCACCACAGAAUCCACACUGCGCACACUACUCACCGAAUGCGUCGUCAGGGAGGAUUACGAGAAAAUACGAAGCGAUCCCAAAUUCACCAAUUUGUUCGAACCGCCCAAAUGGGACGUUAUUAUACGAAUCCUGGCACCGCCAGAUAAGCCUAAAAGAAAAUGGGACAACAGGAGCCGAAGGAGCAGCUUGCCUACUCUAUACGAAUACGAAUCCGACGGGGAGAGUUCCGUUCGCACUCUCACCCGAGAACCGCUAGUACUUCCGCAACGUUCCAGGAAGAACUCGAGGUCGAGCUACAGAAGCGAAGCUGAUUUGAGGUCUAUGUCGGAGGUCAUUGUAGAUUUUGGACGACAGGAUAAUUAUUCGGAAACCUCGAGUUACUAUCCAGAAAAACGGUACUACGAAGACUCCGAAACCGGCCAUCCUUCUCUAGCAAGAUCCCUGAGCCAGCCGAGCUUGGCCAGAUCGGCCAGCGAGUUUACUGAACGAUGGGUGGCUCCAUCCAGAUACGACACCGCCAGCGAGUUUACAUCACCAGAAGGCACGCCGAAAUCGCAGCGCAGCUCGAGAUUCCAGCAGCAACAGCAGCAGCAGCUGCAGCGCAGCAGCGAGCAGCGGGCGGUGUGGCAGGCCAGCCAGGCGAGCGGCGGCGCGGCGCCGCGUGGGGGCGGCCAAAUGGUGAUCCAAGAGUACAGAAGCGAAGCGUCCGCCAGCUAUUCGGGGAGGGCGGCCAGGCCGCCCAAGGGGUGGUUCGGGGACAACGACAGCGAAGCUAGCUACAAGUAA
Phyllotreta striolata is the source of this 2790-nucleotide messenger RNA. The record is from the annotation of a GenBank genome assembly. Lineage: Eukaryota; Metazoa; Arthropoda; Insecta; Coleoptera; Chrysomelidae.